CUAUAAAUAUAACCAACAUCUCUCUCCACUUCUUCAGACAAAACCAAACCCAUUUGGACUUCCUUUGUAUUAAUCCUCACAAUUUUGAAAAGCUUUUGAGAAAAACUCCUCAAAUAUUAGUUUUUGUUCUAAUAUCUCAUCAAAAUCCUUUUUUAAAAGUCGAAUUUCUUGCCUUAAACAAUAUACUUUCACACUGGAAGGAGAAAAAAAAAUGGUAAGACCACCUUGUUGCGAAAAGAAUGGAGUGAAGAAAGGGCCAUGGACACCAGAGGAAGACAUCAUCUUGGUUUCUUACAUUCAAGAACAUGGUCCUGGAAACUGGAGAUCUGUCCCAACGAACACAGGUCUAAGGAGAUGUAGCAAGAGCUGCAGAUUGAGAUGGACUAAUUAUCUUCGACCCGGUAUUAAGCGUGGAAAUUUUACUGAGCAUGAAGAGAAGAUGAUUGUUCAUCUUCAAGCCCUUUUAGGCAACAGAUGGGCAGCCAUAGCAUCAUACCUUCCAGAAAGAACUGACAAUGAUAUAAAGAACUAUUGGAACACCCACUUGAAGAAGAAGCUCAAGAAGAUCAACGAAUCUGGUAGAGAAGAUAAUGAUGACUUCUCUUCAUCAAACACUAUUUCACAGAAGCAACAACAAACCUCAAACAAAGGUCAAUGGGAGAGAAGACUCCAGACAGAUAUCAACAUGGCAAAGCAAGCUCUUUGUGAGGCUUUGUCUUUAGACAAAGAACCAUCAUCAACACUUUCUCCAUCAUCAUUGUCAACACCAGUAAUCAUACCACAAAACAUCCCUAGCUUCUCAUCAGCUCUACUUGACCGUUGUUAUGAUCCAUCCUCUUCUUCUUCCUCUACCACAACCACAACCACCACUACAAGCAACAAUACUAAUCCAUACCCAUCAGGGGUAUAUGCGUCAAGUGCUGAGAACAUCGCUCGGUUGCUUCAAGAUUUCAUGAAAGAUACACCAAAAACAUUAACUUUAACAUCCUCAUCACCAGUUUCUGAGACCGGACCACUUGCUUCAGCAACUUCCGAAGAAGGUGGAGAAGGGUUUGAACAAUCUUUCUUUAGCUUCAAUUCCAUGGAAGAAACUCAAAAUUUGACUCAGGAGACUAGCUUCUUCCAUGACCAAGAGAGUAAACGGGCGGUAACAAUGGAGCAAGAUUCUGGUUUGAUAUCGCAAGGAUCUUUGUCUUUGUUGGAGAAAUGGUUAUUUGAUGAAAACAUGGUUGGUAUGUCGUUAGGACAAGAAGCGAUGAUCUAGAACGAAAUCAAGUGGAAUAAUUUGAGGGCAUAAUUAGUUAUGAGUUAUAACAAAUAUUACUAUAACCAGUAAUAUAUAUCUAUCCUCUUUAUUGCAUCAGGGCUUUAGAGUCUUUAGUAGCUUUUAGCUCUACAACACUCUUUAUUCCCUUUUGCUGAUAUAAUCUUUCUUUUUUUUGCUUUUCAAUUGUAUGUUUCUGAACGUAACUCAAAAGGGUUAUGAUCUUUAAUAAUGUAAUGUGUUUGUACUUUGUGGCGCUUA
Molecule: messenger RNA, 1525 nt
Organism: Brassica napus (rape)
Lineage: Eukaryota; Viridiplantae; Streptophyta; Magnoliopsida; Brassicales; Brassicaceae
Product: transcription factor MYB96-like
Exons: 3
Coding region: 212-1264 (350 amino acids)
Biological process (GO): response to auxin
Source: RefSeq, a predicted model, not a curated record